Oppiella nova is the source of this 1149-nucleotide messenger RNA. NCBI's taxonomy places the organism in Eukaryota, Metazoa, Arthropoda, Arachnida, Sarcoptiformes, Oppiidae. The record is from the annotation of a GenBank genome assembly.
AUGUAUGAAAUGAUGAGACAGUGUCUGCAGGACCUCAUGGAUCAGGUGCUGGAGGUGCGGGCCGUUGAGGGACAGACACUUGAUUUGCUGGAACACACGGCAGCUAUACGAUGGACCACCGUUGCCUUCGCCACUAAAACCCAGCCCUACAACAACCCCGACAACCAAUUCGUGAGAUGUGCCGCCGCUUUGGGAGAUCUCAAUGUUUUGGGCGAAAUACUGGCCAUACUUUUACCCAAAUUUGUUUGCCGUCUAUUGGGCUAUAAGUCGAGUAAUAAUGAAAGUAAUAAUGAAUUCCUGAUGAAUGCCAUCAAACAUGUUAUAAGACAACGAAAGGCUGAACCAAAUAGUGGUGAGAAAUACAAUGAUUUCAUUCAACUCCUGUUGAACGCGGAGGCGUCCGAUAAGGGGGUGCCGGACGAGGCCAGCGAUGCCACUGAAUCUCAUCACAUUAACCAGGGCGCCGAAGAGGCAGACGUCGAACGGAAAGUCCUAUCAAUGAAAUACAAACACAACACUAUGACCGAGGAGGAGAUCAUAGCCCAGAGUUGGCUAUUCAUUUUGGCCGGUUAUGACACCACCGCCAAUACACUGAUGUUCUGCUCCUAUGAGUUGGCAAUGAAUCCCGAAAUACAGGACCGGAUCUACGAAGAGGUGGAGGCGGUGGUCGACCCGACCGGUGAGAUCGGUUACGACGACUUGACUCGACUGCCCUUUUUGGACGCCGUGCUGUCGGAGUCCCUACGGAAAUACCCGCCGAUUGUAAUGUUGAGCCGACAGGCAGUGAACGACUACACAAUACCCGACCCGGGAAUUGUGAUCCCGAAGGGGCAGCACAUUGAGAUACCUGUUUAUGCUGUACACCAUAAUCCAGAAUAUUACCCAAAUCCAGAUAAGUUUGAUCCAGAUAGAUUUAUGCCAGAAAAUAGAGACAAAAUCAAGCCCUACACAUACCUGCCCUUUGGUGCCGGUCCUCGCAAUUGCAUUGGUAUGCGAGUGGCGCUAAUGGAGGCCAAGCUAUGUAUCGCACAUCUGGUCAGACGAUAUACACUGUUCCCCUCUAAUGAGACACCCGUUCCCAUUAAAUACAGGGUUGGGAAGUUGGUAUUAGCCACUGGUAAAGUAAUUGUUGGCAUUAAAAAGCGUUAA